UUUAAAUCAAACACUUAUCUUUAAUAAUAUUAAUAAUAGCUUCAUAUCCGCGUGUCAUCUUUGCGUUUUAGGGUAACAAUAAUGCUUUAGAGGUUAGUCGUGUUGGCAAGCUGGCUAACUAAUGUUAGUUCGCUAACUGCUGCCACUAGAUCCAAAGACCGAAUAUCUAUUUUUAUAUAUUUAUUAACCGAGUAGGCACUCUGAUAAUCACACAUCUACAAAAUAUAUCCGAUCCUGAUUGGUCGAGUUAUACUAGCUGACAGAAAUGCUGACUAAAGAGUCGCCAUGUUUAUAUCACUGUGUCAAAUUAGCUAGCUUGGUAACAGAAGCUAAUUAAUUGUCAAUGUGCAGGUGCAAAUGGUGUGAGGUUGGAUACUCAUUUAAAUAUUUUAUUUUGUUUAAUUUAAAACCAGAGAGAUACUUGUUGCAUUUAGUAAAGUGGAAAAGAAAAGAUCCUCAUGUUUAGUGACAGUAUUACCAUCAACAGAAGAGGAAAAGAUUUGCUACGAUAGAAAAUGAGAGAAAUUCUGCAUAAAUUAUGAAUCAAACAAGAUAUGAUCUUCUGAAGGAUGCUGCAUCUCUCAAGUCUAAGCUGAUUUUUUAUUUUUCCGGGGAAGAAUAAUUAUUAUAUGCAUGCUUGCCUCCGAAAUGGGGAACUUUAGUUUCUCACGAGGAUAGUGUGCUUCGGGUGUUGGCAGGAGACGAUGCUGGUCUUCACCGGGUCAUGGAUUAAUGGGACACAGGGAGCCCAAGUUACUCAAGACCAGGACGCUUGCUGGGUACUCGGUAGAAGAGAUAAAUUAUGUGCAUUGUGUGCACCGUUAACAGCACAAGGUAGCAGAGGAAGCGCGUAGCACAUCCAACGUGGGUCAAUACAUCUCAGAAAAGUAGAAAACUGAACUAAUCUUCAUGUGAGAAAAUGAAUUUCCUGUCAACCAUUGUGACAUUCGAGAACCUCCAUGAGGUUCGAAGAUUGUGCCACUGGGGUCCAAUCAUAGCUUUGUCUGUCAUAGCUAUUUGCUCAACCAUGGCAAUAAUAGACUCCAUCAUUUGGUACUGGCCGCUAGACACCACAGGAGGAAGCAUUAACUUCAUCAUGCUCAUCAACUGGACUGUGCUCAUUCUCUACAACUACUUUAAUGCUAUGUUUGUUGGACCUGGAUACAUUCCUCUGGGCUGGAAACCAGAGAAUCAGCAGGAAGCCCAGUAUCUGCAGUACUGCCGAGUGUGCCAAGGGCACAAAGCCCCCAGAUCCCAUCACUGUCGAAAGUGUAACAGGUGUGUGAUGAAGAUGGACCACCACUGCCCCUGGAUCAACAACUGCUGCGGCCACCUUAACCACGCCUACUUCACCAGCUUCCUGCUGCUGGCUCCACUCGGGUGCUCGCACGCAGCUAUAAUCUUCAUCAUGACCAUGUACACACAGCUGUAUGAGAGGAUAUCGUUUGGCUGGAGCACAGUAAAGAUUGAUAUGAGCGCUGUGCGUCAGUUCCAACCCCUCAUGCCCUUCAGUGUCCCUGCUUUCGCUGCCACACUCUUCGCCUUAGGUUUGGCAUUAGGCACCACUAUCGCUGUCGGAAUGCUUUUCUUCAUUCAGAUGAAAGUCAUCCUCCGAAAUAAGACCUCGAUCGAGUCCUGGAUCGAGGAAAAGGCCAAAGACAGAAUACAGCACUACCAAACCGAGGAGGAGUUCAUCUUCCCGUACGACCUCAGCAGCCGCUGGCAGAAUUUUAAGCAAGUCUUUACAUGGUCGGGGACACCCAUUGGGGAUGGUAUCGUGUGGCCGGUUCAUCCCAAGUGUCACCAGCACACCUUAACUAUAGAGCAGCUGAAGCAGAAAGCUGAUAAACGAGUGAGAAGUCAGGUCCAGUACCAGGUAGUGGAGGAUUACAACGGGGCUUGUUGCCCUGUCAACAAGGGGAUCCAAACCUUUUUCAGAACCCCCUGCACCGAGGAACCCAGGAUCCCCCUCAGCAAGGGGGAUGUCAUCCUGGCUACUCGUGGCACAAAAUGGUGGAUGUAUGGAGACAAAGUUCUGCACGAUGAUAAACUGAGAGCUGGAGAACGUAUACGGGGAUGGUUUCCAAGGAGGUGUGUCGAGAAGUGCCAUUAUGACACAGCUUCCAGCGACAGCACCAGCGAUAAGAAAGUGAAUUAAUACACGUUUGCAGGCUUUACUUAGGGCAGGGAGGCAGAACUGAGCAGAGGUUUAUAAAUGUACGUCUACUGAAGAUGUCACGCCUGAGGCUGAACUUAUAGAAUUCAAUCCUUUUGAUUAAGCUCACACCUUAAGUUGCUAAGGCUGAAUUAAAGUCUUACCGAGCACUUUUAGUUCCUGUAAGGACUUCGUUUGACUUCUCUGACCAAAAGAAUUAAAAAAAAGUCUUAAUUUUCAAGAAUUGCCAACAGGCUUUUAUGUGACUUCGUUAUAAUUGUGAUUAUUUUCUACUUGAAUGUUUCUUCUACUUUUGUUGAUCUAUUUUUCCUACUUAUGCAAUGCCUCGGCCCAGCUAACCCCAGGGCAUCAUAAUGCAACUCUUUCUACAAAAUGGAGAUAACGCUUCAUUACUUUUUAUUAUUUUUGUAAAAACACUGUUUGCCUCAAAGUAUAACAUGCAGAUAAAAAAAAAUACCUCCCACAA
Molecule: messenger RNA, 2642 nt
Organism: Nothobranchius furzeri (turquoise killifish)
Lineage: Eukaryota; Metazoa; Chordata; Actinopteri; Cyprinodontiformes; Nothobranchiidae
Source: RefSeq, a predicted model, not a curated record